Effrenium voratum is the source of this 1425-nucleotide messenger RNA. The record is from the annotation of a GenBank genome assembly. Lineage: Eukaryota; Dinophyceae; Suessiales; Symbiodiniaceae.
AUGGGCCAGGCCGCAGAGGCGCGAGUGCAGCAUGCGCGGCGCAGGCUGCAGGCGGCCAGUGCCUCGGAGCAGUCGGCCUGUGCCACGCAGCAGGAGCUGGAGGCGCGGCACGGGCGCCUCACCGCGCGCCUGGCGCAGCUCACCGCCGGGGUGGGAAGUCUCCGGCGCCGUUUCGCCGCGGGCGCCGCGGAGCUGGCGGAGGAGCAGGCGCGGAGCGCGGAGGUGCUGAGCGGCCCCAGCUCGGUGCGGCGCAAGCUGCAGGAGAUGACGGAAGAGGGUCAAAGGCUUCGGGAGACCAUUGCAGAAAUGGAGGCGGACCAAAGAGAACUGCAGCAAGCUGCCGACGUAGCGGGGGCGGAGCUGCUGCAGCUGUCCGCCGAAUCCCAGCGUUUGCGGGCGCAACGCGGGGAGCUGCAGUGGACUUUGGACAAGUUGCGCCAGACGCUGGCCCAUCAACAUGGUGAGCUGGCUGAUGACACGCGCGGAACGGCUCUGACUCUCGAGGAGCUGCGGCUGGCGGAAAACGAGGUGCAGACCUGCCAAAGCGAGCUUGCAGAACGUGUUCGUGAAGAGGAGGAGGCGCUGCAGGAUCUCAGGCACAUGACGCGGGAGAACCAGCUCCUGCACCACGAGCUGCGCUUGGCACAGCAGAGGCACCAGGUCUUGGAGGACGCGACCCAGGAACACGAAGCGCAGAAGCUGCCAAUGAUGCAGGAGCUGCGCGGGAAGGAGUUCCAGUGCGAAGAACUGCGGAAAGCUUGCCAAGAGGUGGCGCAGCAGCGUUUGCGCAACGAGGCGGCGGUGGAGGAGCUGGCGCAGCAGGUGGAGUCUUCCUACAUGGAGAUCCAGGAGCUGCAAGGCUCGCUCCAAGGCCUCGAGCAGAACGAGGAGACGACAAGGGGCAGCUUUCAUAAGAGCGACUCUGAGCUUGCGGUCUUGCGUACACGAAUGCACGAGGUGACUCAGUGCCUAGAGAUGCAGGAAUUCGCGCAGGAGCAGCGCAAAGCGGACCAGUCCCGCCUACGCUGGGUGGCUGGAUCCCAGCAGACGGCCAUCAACGAGGCAAUGAUGGGCGCUGCUGCUGUUGCUGCCCAGGCCGACUCCUUGCGAGCAGAGGUGGCCUCAACGCAGCGGAAGCUGGACCAGGCUCGCGAGAGGCUGGCGGAUGAGACGCGGCGCGGGCAGGAGGCUGCACGGAGUCAGGCAAAGCUCCAGGCUCUUUUAGCGCAGCAGCGGCAGAUGCACUGGCAACGGGAGGCCGAGUGCUCCGCCCUGCGCCGGCCGAAGCUGCCCUCGGAGGGCGAGCGGCAGAUGCUGGAGCAAGUGGAGGAGUUGGAGCGCAAGAUGUCACGCGAAGUGAAGUUCUUGGCUGAGGAGGCAGCCAACUUGAACACGGAGCUGGCCCAAAGCAAGGCCACGCCGUGA